Molecule: messenger RNA, 2507 nt
Organism: Dendronephthya gigantea
Lineage: Eukaryota; Metazoa; Cnidaria; Anthozoa; Malacalcyonacea; Nephtheidae
Product: neurofilament heavy polypeptide-like
Exons: 5
Coding region: 211-2235 (674 amino acids)
Molecular function (GO): nucleic acid binding
Source: RefSeq, a predicted model, not a curated record
GGGCGCGCGUAAUGGCUUCAUUGUUGUUGCAAUGUUUUGAACGAUGUUUUGAUCCGAAAUUUUUAUCAUUUUAACCAAAUUUACAGCUGGAUUGUAAGCGUUUUGUAAUAAAAUCUGUAAAUAUUCAAGUAAUUCAUACCCAACAUAACGACAGAUCUUAAAAUAAACAUUUAUAAACAAGAAUUUUGGGACUAUGAAACCGACAUUUGAAUGUCAACUAUAGAUAUUUGUAGUGGAUUCUUGUGGAGUUUGGACGAAGAAGAUUAUGUAACGCGCGUUGAAAAGGACCUGAGAAGCUUUUCGAAAGAAAGAGCAACCAAUAGAGUGCUUGUUUUUCCGCCAUUGCCUUCGCGAUUUCGUUUCCUUACACAUAAAAUUGUUGAAAGAUGGCAAGGGCUUAAGAGUACCUCAGUUGGGACGGAGCCUGCCCGAAGCACUGUUGUUUAUUUUGAAGCGAAAUCAUACAAUACACAACCAUUUAUGAGUAAAUCAAUGCCCGAAAGUGGAGGACAAUCACCUGAAUGCCGAGGGCGAGGUAGAGGCCGUGGGAGAGGUAGAGGACUGGGUCGAAACGAUAGCCCCAAGAGUAGUCCCACUGCCUCUCGUCGGCCUCCCCAAGUGCUGUACACCCCAGGAGCUUUCAGCAAACAGAGAAAAAACACUGAUGAGAUAGCAAAACAAGCCCAAAGUCCGGUAAAGAAUACCUCAGCAGAAGCCAUCACUGAAACAAAACCUUCUUAUCCAAAUCCAAAAGUCUCCAAAUCCCGUGAACCUGAAACUCCAAACUUGGAUAAGCAGCUGGACUGUGAAUCCAAGUGGGAAAAUAUUAAGAAUGAAGAGAAAUGUGUAGUAAAGGAUGAAAAUAAUCUGGAAUUCACUUUAAACAAGUUGUAUGUUGAAUCUCAAAGUAUAAAUGAGGUUGAAAAUAUGCAGACAAAUAUAGAGAGGAAUUUUGAAGAUAGCAAUAGCUUUUUAACAAAUGAUGGAUGCGAAAAACCAGGCAAUGAUGUUUGUGAUGCCAUGGUUGUUGAAACUCAACCUAGUAAGGUUGCUCUCGCUUCCUGUGAUAUCGCAAACAAUGAGGUAUCAAAUGAGAGUGAAAACCAGGCUAGUCCUGAACAGUGUUGUAUCAGUACAGUACUAAGCAAUGUUGAUAGCCAGACAAACUCUGAAAACCUUUGCACGGACAAGGAAAACAUAUCCUUGAAUUCUGAAGGCAACCUGCUGCAUGAUAAAGAUAUCAGUGAUAUUAUUGCCACAACUUACUCAACUGAGGUGACAAACAAAACUUCCGCAAAAAAUUGCUCUGACAAAGUAACAGAUGAACUGAAAAAUAGCAUCAGAAAUGAUAAUCAAUCAUCUGAAAUAACAGAAAUUGAUUCGACUGCAGGCAUUCAGACACCUGAUGUGGCUGUCAGGAAAGGUUUUGCGAAAAUAGAUGAUAGGAAAUCUAGUGUCAAAACUGAGAAUACUAAGCCUAAGGUUUCCUGUAAAGAAACAUCUUUUUCCGAGGUUGUAAACACUAUAGGAGAAGACGUCGCUGUAUCCGAUGAACCAUCAAGUGACGUCGAUAAUGGAGAUGAUAAAAUGCCUAUGGGAAAUGGUGAAAGAACAGUUGAAAAUGCUGAGGAAAGCAAGUUGAUUAAUGAUAAACAUAAUGAAGAGAGUUUAGAAGAAACAGAUGCUGGUGAAUGUAAAAGUUUUGGAUUGCAAAAUGAAAGCGAGAAAUCAAAUAAUGGACAAGGAGUCGCGGAAAGCGAAAAGAAUGAAUCAAAGAGCAAAAGUAAACGAAAGUGCAAGAAAGAAGAGAAGGCUAAGAAGAAAGAGGAAAGGUCGCGAAAAAAACAAGCGAAACCUAAGUCGAAGAGCAAAGACGAAGGAAAAACUGUUGAAAAAGAAAGUGAAGCUAUUCAUUCGAAAAAGAAAUGCAGUAAAGAAGCUCAGGUUUCGCAAGAAAAACCAAAGGAGAAAUCAUUAGUCACAGAUACGUUGAAGGUUGUACGUGAAAGUAAAGACACAUUACUAAAAAUGAGCGUGACUGACGAGGACGCUUUAAAGCUGGAGAAAAUGCAGGACGAAGAUGGCCAAAACAGAAGCGAAGGCUCAGAUGAAGAAGACAACUGGGAAACAGCAAGCUUGGAUGAGGAUCGUUUAGCUGAGCUCGAUGCCGAAAUCGAUACAGCAGCUGUCGAAUUUGUUAAACCCAAAUACGACUAUUUACACAUUCCAGCCUAAUGAUAUUAUUUUGGACAACGGGGUGUUUGACCACGUCGUGGAAAUUUACGACUUUCCAACGGAGUUCAAAGAUCGCGAUUUGAUAAAUGCUUUAUCUUAUUUCCAAAAAGAUUAUGGAAUCCACUGGGUAGACGAUACGCAUGCUUUGGCGGUUUUCUCAAAUCACAGAAUUGGUCAGUUUCAAAGAAAACUUUGAGUAAACAAAGUGUUGUCGAUAAGUACACUGAAUUCCUUUUGAUCAAACUAGAUACUGAUCAACCCACAAUGCAAAU